This is a messenger RNA of Phasianus colchicus (ring-necked pheasant), 5782 nucleotides long. Its product is annotated as zinc finger MYM-type protein 4. NCBI's taxonomy places the organism in Eukaryota, Metazoa, Chordata, Aves, Galliformes, Phasianidae. The record is from RefSeq and is a predicted model, not a curated record. Gene Ontology annotation, molecular function: zinc ion binding.
GCCGCCGGGCCCCCCGCCACCCCUCCUGCCGCGGGACGGCGCGGGGCCGGCCCCGGCGCCCCCGGAUCCUCCCUCGAUCUCCCCUCGAGAAGAGAGAGGGAGGCUGGAAGGGAGUGACCCCCGGCCCCGCGCCCCGGGCUGGGACGGCUGAGAGGAGGAGGAGGAGGAGGAGGAAGGGGGGGGGGGCGCAACAUGGCGGAGGCCAAGGAGGAGGGGCCCGGGCACUGCGCCAGGUUUGAAGAUAAAUCUGAUGCAGUAUUUGAUAUUACAGAAAAAUGUAGUGAAAUCCUGGAUGCAGAAAUGUCUGAGGACACUGUCCACAACUUGCCAGCUACCCUCGACAGCGUAUCUUAUGAAAUACAGAAUCAAGCAGGAUCUGAAAACUCACUGCUGGAUGAUGACGACGACGAUGACGAUUAUUUUCUGAACUCUGGGGAUUUGGCAAGCAUACCUGUUGUUGGGAGUGACAACGAAGAUGAUCAAAAUUUCACUCCAAAAGACACUCUCCCUUCUGAAGACCAUCUGGAAGAGGGCAAGAGGAUUACAGAACAUGAGCUGGACAGUGAAAAAGAUAUUCAGAUCGAAAAUGCAAUCCAGAAGGAUCUCACUUCACCUUUUGAGCAGGGUCCUGUAUUUAAAUCAAUUCAAAAAGAUUUUAGCAUAACAAGAGAUAAUGGCAAAGAGACUUUUUCAACAAAAGACAAGAAUAGAGAAGUAAAUCUUCAAGAACAUGAAAAACGGUUGGAAAAAAUCCCUAAAGAUACGGAUUCUAGAUUGAAAAGCAGUUUUCUUGACAAAGCAGUUCAUAAUCAAGUAGAAGAAACAUUACGGACGCAGUUAGCGCCACAAACUCCAGAAACUAACUUCAGGGAGUCUAGCUACCUAUUUUCUAGUAAGGAAUCUAUUGGACAAGAGCUGGGGAAUUCCUUUGCACCAAAUAUUAGAAUUAAGGAGGAGCCUUUGGAUGACGAAUAUGAUAAAGCUAUGGCCCCACAGCAGGGACUAUUAGACAAAAUUAAAGAUGAACCUGGUAAUUCUGAGGAGUACGGCCAACAGCCAAAAACUCAGGAAGGGGAGCUGAAAAUCAGUGCUGUAUUUUCAGUCAGUGGCAGUCCUCUUGCUCCACAGCUGUCAUCAGGUUUCCAGCCUGCUGUGGCAUCCUCUGGCAUGAGUAAAAUGCUUCCUUCAGUUCCAGGCACAGCUGUUCGGGUUUCCUGUUCUGGCUGUAAAAAAAUCCUCCAGAAGGGGCAGACUGCAUACCAGAGGAAAGGCUCAACCCAGCUCUUCUGCUCCACACUGUGCCUCACUGGAUACACUGUUCCAGCUUGUCGCCCACCAGCUUCUACCAAGAAAACCUGCUCAAGCUGCUCGAAAGAAAUUCUAAAUCCAAAGGAUGUAAUCACUGCCCAGUUUGACAAUACGAAUUCCAGCAAGGAUUUCUGCAGCCAGUCGUGUCUUUCUACAUAUGAAAUGAAAAGGAAACCUAUCAUUACUAUUCACACUAACAGCAUUUCAACCAAGUGUGGCAUGUGCCAGAAGAAUGCAGUGAUCAGACAUGAAGUGAAUUACCAGAACGUCGUACACAAGCUCUGCAGUGAUGCCUGCUUCUCCAAGUUCCGCUCUGCUAAUAACUUGACCAUGAACUGCUGUGAGAAUUGUGGAGGUUACUGCUACAGUGGGUCUGGGCAGUGUCGCAUGCUGCAGAUAGAGGGACAGUCAAAAAAGUUCUGCAGUUCGACGUGUGUGACACUAUACAAGCAGAAGUCAGCUAAAAUUACACCCUGUGCACUGUGUAAAUCCUUGAGAUCUUCAGCUGAGAUGAUAGAGAGCACGAAUAACUCGGGAAAAACUGAACUGUUUUGCUCUGUUAACUGCUUGUCAGCAUAUAGAGUAAAAAUGGUUACUUCGUCAGGUAUUCAAGUUCAGUGCAACAGCUGUAAAACUUCAGCCAACCCUCAGUAUCACUUGGCUAUGUCAGAUGGGAGCGUACGCAAUUUCUGCAGCUACAACUGUGUGGUAGCUUUUCAGAAUUUGUUCAACAAACCUGCAGGAGUGAACUCCUCAGUCGUACCCCUGUCUCAAGGUCAAGUCAUUGUAAGCAUUCCCUCGGGGACAACGGUGUCAGCAGGUGGCACCACCUCCACUGCAUCUCCCAGCUCUGGGAGCAGUUCAGCUGCAGCUGGUCUACAGAGGCUGGCUGCCCAGUCCCAGCAAGUCACUUUUGCCCGCAAGGUUGUAAAACUCUGGUGUCAGCACUGUAACAGAUUAUUUGCAACCAAACCAGAACUACUUGACUUCAAGGGUAAAAUGUUGCAGUUUUGUGGGAAGACCUGCUGUGAUGAAUAUAAGAAGAGGAGGAGUGUAACAGCACUGUGUGAAUAUUGCAGAACUGAAAAAAUUAUCAAGGAGACAGUGCGAAUCACAGGCAUAGAUAAACCAUUCUGUAGUGAAGGUUGCAAACUGCUCUAUAAACAUGAUUUGGCUAAACGCUGGGGAAACCACUGUAAAAUGUGCAGUUACUGUUUGCAGACUUCCCCCAAACUGGUCCAGAAUCUCUUCGGGGGGAGAAUGGAGGAAUUCUGCUCAGAAGAGUGCAUGUCUAAAUUCACAGUUUUGUUUUACCAGAUGGCAAAGUGUGAUGGUUGUAAGAGACAAGGUAAACUCAGCGAGUCCCUGAAAUGGCAAGGAGAUGUGAAACAUUUUUGCAAUCUGCUUUGUAUUCUGAUGUUCUGUAAGCAGCAAUGUACUUCUGAUCCUCCAGCCUCAAAUAACACAGCAAACCCUUCCACAGCACCAGCUUCCUCAUCAGGCCCACCUUCUUUGAGGAAGGACUCAACCCCAGUCAUAGCAAAUGUGGUGUCCCUUGCGAGCACCCCUGCUGCCCAGCCUACGGUUAACUCCAACAAUGUCUUACAGGGUGCAGUCCCUACCGUGACAGCAAAAAUAAUAGGAGAUGCUAGUACUCAGACAGAUGCCCUAAAACUGCCAUCUUCACAGCCACCUAGGCUUCUAAAAAACAAAGCAUUGUUGUGCAAGCCAAUCACACAGACUAAGGCCACCUCAUGCAAACCUCAUACACAAAACAAAGAAUGCCAGACAGAAGAAGAAGAAGUUCAACCCAAAAUCAUUGUGGUACCUGUUCCUGUACCAGUGUUUGUGCCAGUACCCCUUCACCUCUACACACAGUACACACCAGUUCCACUUGGGAUGCCAGUACCUGUACCCGUUCCCAUGCCUUUCCCAACUACUUUGGAUAAUGCUGAUAAGAUCCUUGAAACAAUUCAGGAUAUCAAAGAAAAGAUUCCCAUAAGUCCAUUUGAAGCGGAUCUCCUUCAGAUGGCAGAAAUGAUUGCAGAAGAUGAGGAGAAAGACAAAACACACUCUCAUGGUGGCUCUCAAACAUCUGAGCAUGAGCUCUUCCUGGACCCCAAGAUGUUUGAGAAAGACCAAGGGAGCACUUACAGUGGAGAUCUAGAAUCAGAAGCAGUGUCCACUCCACACAGCUGGGAAGAAGAGUUAAAUCACUAUGCCUUACGAUCAAACGCCCUGCCAGAACCAGAUCCAGAACCCAAGCAGAUCUCCAAAGGUGAAGUGGAACAGGACUUGGAGGCAGAUUUUCCAUCAGACUCAUUUGACCCUCUCAGUAAGGGACUGGGUUUGCAUUCACGUUCACGAGCAAGACGGAGGCACAGAGAUGGCUUCCCCCAGCCAAAAAGACGGGGACGAAAGAAGUCUGUAGUUGCUGUAGAGCCCCGCAGUCUGAUGCAGGGCUCCUACCCAGGAUGCUCUGUUUCUGGGAUGACCCUAAAAUAUAUGUAUGGGGUAAAUGCCUGGAAGAACUGGGUCCAAUGGAAAAAUGCACAGGAGGAACAAGGGGACCUGAAGUUUUCAGUUCGUCCUGUGAAACUCAAGGAGGACAUUCUCUCGUGCACUUUUGCUGAGCUGAGUUUUGGCCUGUGCCAGUUCAUUCAAGAGGUGCGGAGACCGAAUGGAGAAAAAUAUGAUCCUGACAGCAUCUUAUACUUGUGCCUUGGAAUUCAGCAGUACCUGUUUGAGAAUGGUAGAAUAGAUAACAUUUUUACCGAGCCCUAUUCCAGGUUUAUGAUUGAACUUACAAAACUUUUGAAAAUCUGGGAACCUACAAUUCUUCCAAAUGGUUACAUGUUCUCAAGAAUAGAAGAGGAACACUUGUGGGAAUGUAAACAACUGGGUGCAUAUUCCCCCAUAGUUUUACUGAACACACUGCUAUUCUUCAACACCAAAUACUUUCAACUAAAGAAUGUCAGUGAGCACCUGAAGCUGUCCUUUGCCCACGUCAUGAGACGGACCCGGACUCUGAAGUAUAAUACUAAGACAACAUAUUUACGUUUUUUCCCACCCUUUCAAAAACAAGAGGUAGAAUCAGAUAAACUGUCUGUAGGCAAAAGGAAACGUGGAGAAGAUGAGGAGAUUUCAACAGCAGUGGAAAUGGCUGAAAAUGCAGAUAAUCCCCUGCGAUGUCCAGUGCGACUUUAUGAAUUUUACCUGUCAAAGUGUUCUGAAAGUGUGAAGCAGAGAAGUGAUGUGUUUUACCUUCAGCCUGAGCGCUCCUGUGUACCCAACAGCCCCAUGUGGUAUUCCACAUUGCCAAUAGACCCAGGAACUUUGGACAUCAUGUUAACUCGCAUUCUUAUGGUGAGGGAGGUACACGAAGAACUUGCCAAAGUCAAAUCAGAAGACUCUGAUAUUGAGUUAUCAGACUAAGUGAAGUGGGAUGUUUUCCUUUGAAUACAUCAGAAGCACCAAACUGUGAAUACGUCCAGCUUUUGGAAAAUGUGUAUUAAAUAAGCCAAGAUCAUGUCACCUACAGGCAUAUUUGGAACCACAGCGGAUGUACAAACUGGAACUGGAAGGAGACAAGCUCCAUAAGCUGCAAGAAACAACAUCCUGUGGCAGGCAGUGAUAAAUCCUCUGAACAAAUUCAAGUUGAACUAACCUGUUUGAGUGGUGCAUAAAUCCUUUAUCUGUGUAGGGUUUAAAAAAAAAGAUUUUUUUAAGGCAAAUGGUCGUGGAACAUCUACCAUAACGAUACCAGGCUGUGGCUCACGUGACCUCUCAGCCUGCUGGCUGGCAGUCCUUGCUGCCAGAAAAGAACACGUGGAGAUCUUGGAGGUCUUCACGGGAACAGGAGAGGAUUUGGUGGUGUUGAGACAACCAGACGACUUCCGUUACAAAAACCAACAUGCUUUUAUAAUAUUUUUUAAAACCGGGAUCAAACGCUGGGGAGGCAGAGGCUGCAGGCACAGCUGCAGGGAGCUGCUGAAGCAAUGGCUGCGUGGCUGCUGUUGGUCGGUGCCAGCCUUGCUCUCAGCCCAGGGCAGCAGCUCCCAGCCGUGCUGUGCAGAGUGCUGUAGGUCAAACCUGAGAGCAUCGCUUCUGGGUUCUGUAUGGGAGGGGACAGUCCUGGGCUAUGUGCAGAAAAUCCCUUUACCUGCCCCGUAGCUCUGUUGAUUCUAAUCUAGCAAAUACUGAGGUGCGUGGACAUAAUUUUUUUUUUCCCUUGAGGCAGCUUUCCUUUCUCCUCUUUCCCCACUCCUAUGGUUUUGGUUAUUUCAGAGGGCCGUGUUAUUUCAGACAAAGGGACGUGCACUCUUUCUCUUUCCACCCUUGCAGUGUGUGCAGUGUUGUCCAAAGGAUGCAGUAUUACUUCUGACGACAGAACUAUGGUAGAGAACACCCAUGUGUGUUUUUCCCACCCCACCCAAGGAGGUGCAGGCGUGAUGUUGGGAAGUCAGAAAGCCUU